Messenger RNA from Peromyscus californicus insignis, 768 nucleotides. It is a transcript of the gene Lsm8, whose product is annotated as LSM8 homolog, U6 small nuclear RNA associated. The record is from RefSeq and is a predicted model, not a curated record. Gene Ontology annotation, biological process: mRNA splicing, via spliceosome. Gene Ontology annotation, molecular function: RNA binding. Bases 112 to 402 code for a protein of 96 amino acids. Lineage: Eukaryota; Metazoa; Chordata; Mammalia; Rodentia; Cricetidae. The transcript has 4 exons. Gene Ontology annotation, cellular component: U4/U6 x U5 tri-snRNP complex; U6 snRNP; precatalytic spliceosome.
CGAUAUUUGUCUUCAGCCGCGGGCGCGAACCGGUACCUGUUGCUCGCGGGCCGUGAUCUCGUCCCCUUGUUCCCGGUUCCUCCUAUUCCCGGAACCUCCGGGCCCAGCAGCAUGACGUCUGCCUUGGAGAACUACAUCAACCGAACCGUUGCUGUUAUCACUUCUGAUGGGAGAAUGAUUGUGGGAACACUAAAAGGUUUUGACCAGACCAUUAAUUUGAUUUUGGAUGAAAGCCAUGAGAGGGUGUUCAGCUCUUCACAAGGAGUAGAACAAGUCGUAUUAGGAUUAUACAUCGUGAGAGGUGACAAUGUGGCAGUCAUUGGAGAAAUUGAUGAAGAGACGGACUCUGCACUUGACUUGGGGAACAUCCGAGCAGAGCCUCUGAACUCUGUAGCACACUGAAGACUCAGCAUGUGCUUAGAUGGCUGUAAAUCCUGUACAGAAACUACUUGUUCCGAAGAUGGUGUUUAGAUUUUUUUAUGAGUGUGUAAUUGUGGAUUUUGACUUUGUGUUCGUAUAUGGUGUUAUGUAAAUUUAAAUAUUUCUACAUUUUUAUUGGGAAACGUUGCCUAAAUUAAUAAAUGUGGUUGCCUCAUUUAUUUUUCUACUAAAUGAUAUAAAAAUCUAAGGAUCAUUUUGAAAACUUAGGAAAUACUAUUACUUUUGGUAAUUUACUAUUUAUGGAAAAUUGGCUGUAAAGAGAAUUAUUGUAACAUACGUGCAAAUAAUAGUAAUAAAUGAGACGUGUUUCUUUCUGUGUUUUUUUUU